Ipomoea nil (Japanese morning glory) is the source of this 921-nucleotide messenger RNA. Its product is annotated as vacuolar iron transporter homolog 2-like. The transcript has a single exon. The record is from RefSeq and is a predicted model, not a curated record. Lineage: Eukaryota; Viridiplantae; Streptophyta; Magnoliopsida; Solanales; Convolvulaceae. Gene Ontology annotation, molecular function: iron ion transmembrane transporter activity; manganese ion transmembrane transporter activity. Bases 124 to 819 code for a protein of 231 amino acids. Gene Ontology annotation, biological process: intracellular manganese ion homeostasis. Gene Ontology annotation, cellular component: membrane.
GUUUGAUGCCACCUAAGUGAAUUUCUUUCAUGCCCUUUAAUUUAUAGUAUUAGAGGCGUAUUGCCUACACACACCAUAUGUGUGCCUCCACUCAAAAAGCCACACUCCAUUUCUGCAUUAAACAUGGCGCCAUCAUCAUCAUCAUCAUCAUCUCCUCAGCUAGCUGAUAAGUAUGCCGACGAGAAUCCGGUAAAGCAGUUGCAGCGGGGUCAGUGGUUGCGCGCCGCCAUCCUGGGAGCGAACGACGGGUUGAUGUCCACUGCGUCGCUCAUGAUCGGAGUUGGCGCGGCAAAAGAGGAUCAGCGGGACAUGAUCCUCGCGGGGCUCGCCGGCGCUCUCGCCGGCGCUUGCAGCAUGGCCGUCGGAGAGUUUGUUUCCGUGUCCACGCAGAGAGAUAUCGAGAAGUCAGUCCUCGCCGGAAGCUGCAGUACUGUAGAAGAAGAAGGUAAAAUUAAGGUUGAGAUAGUUAGCAAUGCUUACCCGCAAUCUGCCAUUCAGAAACCAACUGAGCUAUCCAUGAAAGCUCUGCCGAACCCUUACAAGGCGGCGGGGGCAUCUGGGAUGGCUUUUCUGUGCGGAUCACUCCCUCCUUUGCUCACGUCUAUGGUGGCAGCACCCAACAAUAUAAGGAUCAUUAUGAUCGUAGGCUUGGCAUCCGUAGCGCUGGCCGUAUUCGGUGGAGCUGGAGCGUAUUUUGGCGGAUCGCCGGUGAGGAAAUCCGCCGGAAGAGUUCUGGUUGGAGGCUGGAUUUCCAUGGCCAUCACUUACGGAAUGCUAAAAUGUUUUGACAAAGAUUCUAAAGGUGAUGAUGGUGAUUAAAAAUUUAAUUAGCACGAGCUCGAUCUUUCUACUUCUUGUACAGUGUAUGUACUGCAUAUUCUUGAGUGUCCUGUACUGUACGUAUUCUCUUGGUGGACAACA